This is a messenger RNA of Lathyrus sativus (Indian pea), 534 nucleotides long. NCBI's taxonomy places the organism in Eukaryota, Viridiplantae, Streptophyta, Magnoliopsida, Fabales, Fabaceae. The record is from the annotation of a GenBank genome assembly.
AUGAAGCGUUCCCUUUCAAUUUCACCAGCAACGAGCGAGGACAGGAAGAUGAAAAAGGUGAAGGAGACAGAAAUUGAUGAAGUUUGCGACAAGAAUCGCGGGUUAGCGAGUUUCGAUGAAAACAUGUUGUUUGAGGUUUUGAAACACGUGGACGCUAAAACGUUAGCCAUGGCUGGUUGUGUGAACAAACAAUGGCAUAAAACGGCGCAGGACGAGAGACUUUGGGAGCUGAUCUGUACGAAACAGUGGGCGAACACGGGUUGCGGUGAACAACAGUUGCGAUCUGUGGUUCUUGCACUUGGUGGGUUUCGUCGUCUUCAUUCUCUUUAUAUUUUACCUCUUUCAAAGCCUCAAACAUCAUCAUCGUCAACAUCAACGUCAUCGUGUUCUUCGUCCUCGUCUUGGGGUCCAAUACCGCAGGUGAUUCGGUCGAAACCGUUACCUCGUUUGGGGAAAGACGAGGUUCAUUUAUCUCUUUCUCUUCUCUCUAUUCGUUAUUACGAGAAGAUGAAUUUCAGUAACAGAAACCUAUGA